AUGUCUUCCGGCCUCCUUCGCGUUCUUGGCUUUUUCCUAACAUUCUCAGCUGCGCUUGCUCAGUUGUCUGGCAGAGUCGGUCCAACUACUUCAACCUCUGACAAACAGGCAACAAUAUGUAAUGUACUCGAUUAUGGUGGUGAAAUCGGUUCAAGCGACAUCGGACCUGCAAUUGGCAAGGCUUUCUCGGAUUGUGUCCUCCAGAAUUCUGGUUCGACUCUUUAUGUUCCGGCUGGAAACUACAAUAUGCAAACCUGGCAAAACUUGAGCGGCGGCAAGAAAUGGGCGUUUCAAAUGGAUGGUGUUAUUACUCGUGCCAGCACAACUACAGGAAACAUGAUCGUGAUAACAGAUGCCGAUGACUUCGAGUUCUACUCGAGCAACAGUGCCGGAGCAAUUCAAGGUCUUGGGUACCAAUGCCGAAAUGCGGGGCCCCGUCUCAUCCGCAUUGUCACCUCUACAAACUUCUCCGUGCAUGACCUCAUCCUGGUUGACUCACCGGAAUUCCAUCUCGUAAUCCAAGAAGGUUCAAAUGGUGAAAUCUACAACUUGGCAAUCCGAGGAGCGAACAUCGGUGGCAGCGAUGGCGUAGAUGUCUGGGGUACCAACCACUGGAUUCACGACGUUGAAGUGACGAAUCGCGACGAGUGUGUCACUGUAAAGUCACCUUCGACUAAUAUUCUCGUAGAGCGGAUCUGGUGCAACCAGUCCGGUGGAAGCGCUAUUGGGUCUCUUGGCACUGGUACAGCCAUUGAGAACAUCCUUUACCGGAAUGUGUACACGAACGGCGGCAAUCAGAUUUUCCUGAUCAAGUCGUGGGGAGGAUCUGGAUACCUGCGGAAUGUGUAUCUACAGAACUUCCUCUCUCAUAAUACUGCCUACGGACUUGACGUGGACCAGUACUGGUCCGGACAAUCGCAAGCUGAUGGGGCCGGUGUGCAGCUCAGUAACAUCACCUUCGAUACUUGGGAUGGUUCAGUCGUCGAUGGAGUGCAACGUCCACCAAUCCAGUUCAUCUGUUCCAACUCUGUUCCAUGCUUUGAUAUGACGCUCAAGAACACUGCGCUGUGGUCUAAUACAGGUGAGGCGGUAAACAAAUGCCAGAGUGCUUUCGGAACCGGAUCAUGCCUCAAAUCCGGUACUAUCGACAAUUACAACGUCAUAACGACGACAGUGUCGAGGCCACCAGGUUUCACGUCCCCGCCUACUCUGUCUGGAGACUUGUCCGAAGGGUUUGCUACGGACGCGUCGAUUCCGAUUCCAACUAUUCCGUCGACGUACUAUCCUGGUCUGCCGCAAAUUUCUCCGCUUGCGAAGAGUCUUUAG
Fomitiporia mediterranea MF3/22 is the source of this 1326-nucleotide messenger RNA. RefSeq names its product rhamnogalacturonan-hydrolase. Gene Ontology annotation, molecular function: polygalacturonase activity. Bases 1 to 1326 code for a protein of 441 amino acids. Lineage: Eukaryota; Fungi; Basidiomycota; Agaricomycetes; Hymenochaetales; Hymenochaetaceae. Gene Ontology annotation, biological process: carbohydrate metabolic process. The record is from RefSeq and is a predicted model, not a curated record. The transcript has 8 exons.